AUGCUUCGCCUCGCUAGAAAAGGACUUACACAAAGUGCUCUUCGAGCAUACGCAAAAGAUGUGAAAUUCGGUGGAGAAGGACGGCAAGCAAUGCUCGUUGGAGUUAACCUUUUGGCUGAUGCCGUUUCGGUCACCAUGGGACCAAAAGUGAGUAGUUUUCUUCUUUGGGCAUAUGUUUUGAGCUCUAAAUGAUUUUUUUCUGCAAAAAUUCUCUAAAACGUGAAAUAAUUUCUCAAAAAAAUUCUAAUCUUUUUCAGGGAAGAAACGUGAUCAUUGAGCAAUCUUGGGGAUCGCCAAAAAUCACAAAAGACGGAGUCACUGUUGCCAAAUCGAUUGAUCUUAAAGACAAAUAUCAAAACUUGGGAGCUAAGCUGAUUCAAGAUGUUGCCAACAAAGCCAACGAGGAGGCUGGAGAUGGAACAACUUGUGCAACAGUUCUCGCAAGAGCUAUCGCCAAAGAAGGAUUCGAAAGCAUUCGUCAAGGUGGAAACGCUGUUGAGAUUCGUCGUGGAGUUUUGACCGCUGUCGAAAUCGUUGUUGCUGAAUUGAAAAGUCUCAGCAAACCAGUCACCACUCCAGAAGAGAUUGCUCAAGUCGCCACAAUCUCCGCCAAUGGUGAUACUGUUGUUGGAACUCUUAUCUCUGACGCCAUGAAGAAAGUCGGAAACAAGGGAGUCAUCACUGUCAAGGAUGGAAAAACUUUGACUGACGAGUUGGAACUUAUCGAAGGAAUGAAAUUCGAUCGUGGAUACAUUUCCCCAUACUUUAUCACUUCUGCUAAAGGAGCUAAAGUCGAAUACGAGAAAGCGCUCGUUUUAUUGAGCGAGAAGAAGAUCAGCCAAGUUCAAGAUAUUGUUCCAGCUCUUGAACUCGCCAACAAACUUCGUAGACCACUUGUUAUCAUUGCUGAAGAUGUUGAUGGAGAAGCCCUCACAACUUUGGUUCUCAAUAGACUCAAGGUACGUUUUCUGUUCUAUGAUGUGUUUUCUAGAACACUGGUCCUGGGAGUUUGACCAAAAAUUGGUCAAUUUUUGGUCAAAAAAAUUUUGAACAAAAAUUGACCAAAAAUGCACCAAAAAAAUUUUCACCAUUUUUUGGUCAAUUUUUCAACUUUUUCCCACCAAUUUUUCACCAUUUUUUGAUCAUUUUUCCCAACUUUUUUCAAAUCAAAAACACAUUUUUUUCACAAAAAUUUAUUGAAAAGAACAAAAAAGAAACAAAAAAUGGUUCUAACUGUUAGGAAUCUGCUUAUAUUAUGAACUUUAAUUUUCAUUGAAAAACAUUUUUAGCUAAUUAGAGAAAAGAGUUGGAGGCUUGUGCUCGGAAGAAUGUAAAUUUUGCCCUAAGAAAGUCAAUUUUAGAGCAAUCGCAGACUCCUAACAGUUUGUGAACCUUACAAACAAUAAAAAUUGCAUCAGUUUCGACUAAUACUUCUGCUUUCUCUGCACCAGCAGAAAGAGCAGUGUCAACUUGUUCCUUGAUUUGCUCACGUCCUUUUUCUGACAAUUUAUCCGGAUUACCAUAUUGUUCCUCGUCGAUUGAAUCGUUGUUGGCAUCACCUUCUUCUACGGUUGGCAAUUAGUCACUGCAUUUGAGAAAACUUGAUCUUCAAGUUAUCCAAAGGGCUUGUCCAUAGUAGAAGUAAGGUUCAAAUGAUUGUUCGCUGUCGUCUCCGAAGAGUUUACCACUGAAAUGCAUAGAAAUAGAAAAUGUAUGAAAAUUUCAAAACUUACACAAGUUGAGAAGCCAAACUCAAGAGAUCAGCAGCCAUGCUGAAUUCGCUUGUCAACAAAUAUCGCUUUCCAGAUGUCAAGUUGUUCUUCAAUUAUGUAGUCCUGGAAAUAAGAACCAACUUUGAUUAAAAUUCUUCAGAAGAAAAAACUGACUUUUCCUCGGCAGUGAGCUCUUUGGUGGCAGCGGUGGAAGUUUUAUCAGUAGUUGGACUCGAGUUGCUUCUUCAGUAGUGGUGGUCUUGACAUUUUCAACUGGAACAGUGGUUUCUCCGGUCAUUGUGUUGGUAGUCUCAGCAAGAGCAGUAGUCAUUCUUUCUUGGUUAGUAGUUUCUAAAAACAGCAGAAAUAUCAAUACUGCGAAAUAAGAUCGAUAAGAAUCGAAUUUUAAAACCCCGACGGCCGUCUACCGGCUGUUGAGACACUUCUGAUUGUAACAUAGAAACUCAUGCAAAUGUUGCUGGAAACUUGUCAAAUUGAGAAACAGCCCCGUUCUGAUAAAAAUCUAAAACUCAAAAACCAAUUUUUGUUUUUGGCCUAAAUUCAAGUUUAAUAUGUGAAUUUCAAAGUUCUGGUAAAACUUGCUGCUAGAUCCUAGUCGGGGAACAAGUUUUAUAUCUUAUUAGCAGUCGUGAACAAUCAAUUUCUCUAUAAGUAGGGCAACACACAAAAAAACGAAAAAAAAGAAAAAAUUUGGUGGCGUGCAUUUCGUCCGAGAGAAGUACGCACACACAUUUCGCUGCAGGACCACAUUGCAUAAAUAUGUGCGCCUUUAAUCUAUUGUUUUCGCGCACCAAUUAGUAGUGUUUGGUGAUAAAUAGUUUGCACCAUUCGAUUCAGAAUUUCACGCUGAGUAAAAUGAUAUAAAAAUCAUCUCUAUGCGUGGAAGUUUUUGAGUUCACGUUUUUGGGAAAAAAUGCACGAUUUUUGGAACACUGGUGUUAUUUCUUUCGAAGCUGAUGGCUAUCACAACAAUAUUCUUUCGAAAAAUAAUGGAAAUUAUUGCCCCUGAACACAAUACUUCUGAUUUCUCUGAGCCCUUGUUCUUGAUAAAUUAAGGAUCGAUCAAUACAACUGAUAGAUUCGAGAUAGGUCUCUGCUUGGUAAAAAUAGCUCCAAGAUAAGUCAAAACUGAUUUUAUUUGAAGAUUUGGGGCUGAAAUUUGCGCCAAUGGUGAAAUUGGUGUGAGUGGCGCCAAAAUUCACCAAACGAAGUAUUUUACUCCUAUUUAUUGAUUCAUCAGUAGAAAAACAACAAAAUUCAUCAACCUAACUUCACCAAAAGCCGCAAAACGACAUGUCUGCCCAACAACAUUAAGAUUUUCGAAAUUUUUCACAAUUAAAAUUUUCACUGAUUUUUGGCCAAAUUUCUACCAAUUUUUUGGCCAAUUUCUGACCAUAUUUUGGCCAAUAAAUUUUUUUGAUCAAUUUUUGGUCAAAAUUCGACCAAUUUUCGUUUUUGGCCAAAAUUUGGUCAAUUUUUGGUCAACCUCCCAGGACCAGUGAAAAAAAUUGAUAAACUUGUUAUUCGAACAAAAAACGAUGCUAUCUUAUCAAAGGUCGCAAUAGUAGUAAUAAUAAAAUAGAAUAACCUCGUGGUUAUGUUGAUAAAAAAUUCACUGAGAAAAAAGGGAAACAAACUAUUGAGCAACAUUUUAAAAAUAAACAUUUCUAGGUUGGACUCCAAGUUGUUGCUGUCAAGGCUCCAGGAUUCGGAGAUAACCGCAAAAACACCUUGAAGGAUAUGGCCAUUUCCACCGGAGCCACAAUCUUUGGUGAUGAUUCAAACCUCAUUAAAAUCGAAGAUAUCUCUGCCAACGAUUUGGGAGAAGUUGACGAGGUUUCAAUCACCAAGGACGACACACUUUUGUUGCGCGGACGUGGAGAUCCAAAAGAAGUUGAGAAGAGAAUCGAACAAAUUGGUGACGAGAUCGAACAAUCAACCAGCGAUUAUGAAAAGGAGAAAUUGAAUGAGCGACUUGCCAAGCUUUCGCGAGGUGUUGCUGUUCUCAAAAUCGGAGGAGCUUCAGAAGUCGAAGUUGGAGAGAAGAAAGAUCGUGUAACUGAUGCUCUUUGCGCUACUCGUGCCGCUGUUGAAGAAGGAAUUGUUCCAGGAGGAGGUGUUGCUCUUUUGAGAUCAUUGAAUGCUCUUAAAGCCCACAAGGCUGCUAACGAGGAUCAACAAAUCGGUAUCAACAUUGUUAAGAAGGCUCUUGUUCAACCAAUCUCGACUAUUGUUAGAAAUGCUGGCUUGGAACCAUCAUCGAUUGUUGAUGAAGUUCUUUCGAACACCAACCCAGCUUAUGGUUAUGAUGCUUUGAACUCGAAAUUCGUUAAUAUGUUUGAAGCUGGAAUUAUUGAUCCAACCAAGGUAAGAACGACUGAAAUUUUGUUUUUCUAACCGAAUUUUGACAACAAAUUCUGAAAUUCCAAUUUUUAGAAUUGUUUGUUCUGAUUCAAAAAACUUUAAAAAUUUAUGUAAAAAAUCUGUAAAAUGUCGGAAUUCUUAUUCUGAAAAGAAAAUCAUCAGAAAUAUGCUUUAUUUGGUGUCCAAAAACGUGGAUUUUCACAUCCAUGACGUGGAAUUUCAGAAAAUAACUUCUAAUUUUCAGGUCGUCCGAACUGCUCUCCAAGACGCCUCGGGAGUCGCCUCACUUCUCGCCACCACCGAAUGUGUCGUCACCGAAUUGCCAAAGGAAGAUCCAGUUCCAGCCGCCGGUGGAAUGGGCGGUAUGGGAGGAAUGGGUGGAAUGGGAGGCAUGGGAUUCUAA
Molecule: messenger RNA, 4500 nt
Organism: Caenorhabditis angaria
Lineage: Eukaryota; Metazoa; Nematoda; Chromadorea; Rhabditida; Rhabditidae
Source: the annotation of a GenBank genome assembly